Messenger RNA from Suillus plorans, 2076 nucleotides. RefSeq lists its product as uncharacterized. The record is from RefSeq and is a predicted model, not a curated record. Bases 1 to 2076 code for a protein of 691 amino acids. NCBI's taxonomy places the organism in Eukaryota, Fungi, Basidiomycota, Agaricomycetes, Boletales, Suillaceae. The transcript has 4 exons.
AUGUCCUUUGCUGCAGUGGGAUCAAGUUUGCGGAUCAGUGCAGGCGAAACACAAGCGUUGAAGUCUCUGCCGGUGGCAACACAAAUCACUGCAAAGAGGGCUCUACAGGGAUCCACCGCAGAUCUGGGAAGGCUGGUUGAUUAUAUUUCGAUGCUUAAUACCUCCCGUUAUUGUUGCUUGGCACCCAUCUUCCACGCGACGCUUGAUUCAAUUCAAGUACCAAACUACAUCAAUCCCAAGACUAUUCCUGCCAUCAUGCGUGCAAAGUGGUCUCUCAUGGGAUUAGUGAAAAUCUCCACGGUUACCCCUUCAACUUCUGAGGGCGAGGACGAUCCCGUGACAAAGUAUAUUGUGAGGAAGUGGGACGAAGUAUACCCGUGGAUGCGGUUCUUCGCUAGAAAUUGCCUCCCUCCUCCUUACGAUGUCUCAGUUACUCCUCCGCGCCCUGAUCUUUGCAAUGUGUUUGAUGCCGCAAAAUUGUGCAUCACUCCGCUCUCAUUAAUCUGCACCCAAUCGGAAGAAGGGCGUCAUUUGCUCCGUUCUUCUAUUUCUGUGCAGCACUUUGUUGCGCAGUUAUGGAUAUUGAUCGGAAACCUUCAGGGAGAUGUACUACAAGGAGAUCCUGGAAAUACAACGGACGGCCUUGUUUCCAUGCUCCGGGCGUCCUUUGCGCUAACAAACCAUGUUUGCGUAUCUGAAUCUGAAGAUCCAGACAAAAUCACUCUUCCGUUAUCGAGUUAUAUACAAGCUGCCGGAGGGGUGAAGCCCGUUGUUUUCACUCUUCUCAGAUACAUCCGUCGGAUUACCAGAGAUGCUGCUGCUGUAGAAGAACCUCGAUCGUGGACGACAGGCGAUCGGAGCAUAAAACAACUUCAUCUCUAUACUGUUAGUCUCCAUUAUUCCUUUGAGUUUAUCAAGGUUAUCAGUCGCCAAGACGUUUCAUGCCGCGCACAACUUAUCCGCCAAGGUUCAAUUCGCACGGUGGUGGAUGCGAUCGCUCAGAUAUUGCCCAAGAUCUUGGUGCAAGCAAACAAAGAAUUAGAUUUUCAUCCCCAGCUGGGACUCGCGGGUAGGCAGAACGUUCUGUGGUCAGGGUACGCGUACAUUGCAUCUGCUAUUCGCGAUGCAGAUGACGGGGUGGCAUGUGUAUGCCAGGCAAUCGAUGCUGGCCUCAUUCAAACGUUGGAGAAGGGGGUUGUUUGCCCGCCUCACGCCAAUCGUCGCGAUCACCCAACCCGUGGCCGCUUGGGUGACAUAGAGUUACUCUUUCUCCUCGCCACAUUCUUCAUGUAUCACAGGGUCGUUGAAUCAAUUUUCCGACACUGGUUUCGCAUGCAAAGUGCUCCUAUGGAAAAGCGAGAGAUACGCGACAAAGGGUUGGGGGUUGCUCUCGAACUCGUCCUGACAUCUACUAUCGAUGCUAUGGACCAUCGCAGUGUAGAACCUAUAAACUUCCACGAAUACAGGUGCAGUGGUCCAGGAUGUCCAAUGUGCACAUCCAAGUUUGCCAGCAAAAAGUGUCGGUGCGCAGGCUGCUUGGUAUCUAUCUAUUGCUCGGAGAAAUGCCAAAGGACCGCUUGGCACAAUGGACACAAGAAGUGGUGUCAAGUUCUAAGGUGCACCGUUGGGCCGUGGGGCUCACGCGAUAUCCGUAAGAGUCUUCAAGUCAUUGCAGGCUUCGAAACUAGUGAAAUCACGGGAAUGGCCAAAGAUGUAGAAUCACGCGUUCGUGAAGCACAGCAGCAGUUCCCUGCAUUCAGAGAUAAACUUGUGCUCAUGCUAGACAUGACUGUGUAUCCGCCGGAGGUCCACGUGCUCCCCGUGCACAAGCUUGAGCAGUUUCCUGGGGAUGACCCCAUAUGGCCAGAGAUCGCUGACGAGAUUCUCCAACGAAGCGACUCGCCACCGAAAGGAUAUAUGUUCUCGGUGGUUAAGGUCCACUUGGGGAAGUCGAAGUUUACGUUGUUCAGCCCGAGCACGGCGUUGCGUAUGGCAUUUGUGGAUCAGUACUUUUCGGAUGAUGAGGUAUCUGUUGAUGAAGAUGAAAUGAAUGAUUCAAAACCGUUAGGCAAUUAG